Messenger RNA from Miniopterus natalensis, 3915 nucleotides. Lineage: Eukaryota; Metazoa; Chordata; Mammalia; Chiroptera; Miniopteridae. The record is from RefSeq and is a predicted model, not a curated record.
CCCUGAUCUGGUUGUGGCCCGACGCCAUGGCGCGAGUCCCCCCGACGGGCCAGUUUCGAUUCCGGGCACCGCAUCAGCCUGCUCAACCCUUUAAAUUUACAAUUUCCGAGUCCUGUGAUCGGAUUAAGGAAGAGUUUCAGUUUUUACAGGCUCAAUACCACAGCCUGAAGCUAGAAUGUGAGAAACUGGCCAGUGAGAAGACCGAGAUGCAGCGGCAUUAUGUCAUGUAUUAUGAGAUGUCCUAUGGGUUGAAUAUAGAAAUGCACAAGCAGGCAGAGAUUGUCAAGAGGCUGAAUGCUAUCUGUGCACAAGUCAUUCCUUUCCUGUCCCAAGAGCACCAGCAACAAGUGGUGCAGGCUGUGGAACGGGCCAAGCAGGUGACCAUGGCAGAACUGAACGCCAUCAUUGGGCAGCAACAACUCCAGGCCCAGCAUUUAUCACAUGGACAUGGCCUGCCUGUGCCUCUGACCCCACACCCUUCAGGGAUACAGCCUCCUGCCAUUCCACCCAUUGGUAGCAGUGCGAGCCUCCUGGCCCUCUCCAGUGCCCUCGGAGGUCAGUCCCACCUUCCAAUUAAAGAUGAGAAGAAGCACCAUGACAAUGAUCACCAAAGAGACAGAGACUCCAUCAAGAGCUCUUCUGUAUCCCCAUCAGCCAGUUUCCGAGGUGCUGAGAAACACAGAAACUCCACGGACUACUCCUCUGAUAGCAAAAAGCAGAAAACUGAAGAAAAGGAAAUUGCAGCUCGUUAUGACAGCGAUGGUGAGAAGAGUGAUGACAACUUGGUGGUUGACGUUUCCAAUGAGGAUCCAUCUUCCCCUCGAGGGAGCCCAGCACAUUCCCCCAGAGAGAAUGGCCUGGACAAGACACGCCUGCUCAAGAAAGAUGCCCCCAUCAGCCCAGCCUCAAUUGCAUCCUCCAGCAGCACUCCUUCCUCCAAAUCCAAAGAACUUAGCCUUAAUGAAAAAUCUACUACUCCUGUUUCAAAGUCCAAUACCCCUACUCCACGAACCGAUGCACCCACCCCAGGCAGCAAUUCCACUCCUGGACUGAGGCCUGUACCUGGGAAACCACCAGGUGUCGACCCUUUGGCUUCAAGCCUGAGGACCCCAAUGGCAGUCCCUUGUCCGUACCCAGCCCCGUUUGGGAUCGUGCCCCAUGCUGGCAUGAACGGGGAGCUGACCAGCCCUGGAGCCGCCUACGCAGGGCUGCACAACAUCUCCCCGCAGAUGAGCGCGGCCGCCGCCGCCGCCGCCGCGGCCGCCGCCUAUGGGAGGUCACCGGUGGUUGGAUUUGAUCCGCACCAUCACAUGCGCGUGCCAGCAAUCCCUCCAAACCUGACAGGCAUUCCAGGAGGAAAACCUGCAUACUCCUUCCACGUGACGGCCGAUGGGCAGAUGCAGCCUGUCCCUUUCCCCCCCGACGCCCUCAUCGGACCCGGCAUCCCCCGGCACGCUCGCCAGAUCAACACCCUGAACCACGGGGAGGUGGUGUGCGCAGUGACCAUCAGCAACCCCACGAGACACGUGUACACGGGCGGAAAGGGCUGCGUUAAGGUCUGGGACAUCAGCCACCCCGGCAACAAGAGCCCUGUCUCGCAGCUCGACUGUCUGAACAGGGAUAACUACAUCCGUUCCUGCCGAUUGCUCCCCGAUGGCCGAACCCUAAUUGUGGGAGGGGAAGCCAGCACUCUGUCCAUCUGGGACCUCGCCGCGCCAACCCCGCGCAUCAAGGCGGAGCUGACAUCCUCGGCCCCCGCCUGCUACGCCCUGGCCAUCAGCCCCGACUCCAAGGUCUGCUUCUCCUGCUGCAGCGACGGCAACAUCGCCGUGUGGGACCUGCACAACCAGACGCUGGUGAGGCAAUUCCAGGGCCACACAGACGGGGCCAGCUGUAUUGACAUUUCUAAUGAUGGCACCAAGCUCUGGACGGGCGGCCUGGACAACACGGUCCGAUCGUGGGACCUGCGCGAGGGGCGGCAGCUGCAGCAGCACGACUUCACCUCGCAGAUCUUUUCUCUGGGCUACUGCCCGACUGGAGAGUGGCUUGCAGUGGGGAUGGAGAACAGUAAUGUGGAGGUGCUCCAUGUCACCAAGCCAGACAAGUACCAGCUCCAUCUGCACGAGAGCUGCGUGCUCUCGCUCAAGUUCGCCCAUUGCGGCAAAUGGUUUGUGAGCACUGGGAAGGACAACCUUCUGAACGCCUGGCGAACGCCGUAUGGAGCCAGCAUAUUCCAGUCCAAAGAAUCCUCAUCGGUGCUUAGCUGUGACAUCUCUGUGGAUGACAAAUACAUUGUCACUGGCUCUGGGGAUAAGAAGGCCACAGUUUACGAAGUUAUUUAUUAAGGACAAAUCUUCAUGCGAACUGGACUCCUCCUCCUUGUAGCACUUUGUCCUGUCAUCCCCGCCCCAAUGCGCUCCCCCAUCUAAAACCAAGGAUUUCAAAUACUCUUCGCAGUUGUGGCAUUGAAUCCCCCUGCCCCCCUUGCUAUUGAAUUGUGAAUACUCAUUAAGAACCUGUGAUACCAAAUCUUCAGCUCUCUACUUGGAAGAACGUGGAAUAACCAUACCUAACAGUGAACGGAAUCUUUAUGUAUUAUAUCUGUAAUAUAUUUAUUUUGUUUAAAGAAGGCUUUCUAACAAUGACUGACUAAUAAAGCUGUCUGCUCCUGCAUUGGUAAUGAAGAUGCAUUGUAUUUGAUACCCCUUCCCCCCUUUUUUUGGCAAAGGAGGGCAAAGGAAGGUUUAAAAUAAUCGAUAAAAAUGUCACUAAAUGUAGACUAAUGACUGUAUAGAGAUGUGAAAUGUAUAAUUACAUAUUGAAGCAAUAUGUUGCUGUGUUGUUAGGUUUAUUUUGUUUUUGUUUUCUACUUAUUUUCAAGAUGUUUGAAAAUUUGAACAGUUAGACAAUGACAGGCCACAUCCUAUUCAUUCGCGUCUAUUUGGACAACUUUAACCAGUAUAUCUAUAGCUUUAGAUUAUAUUCGAUAAAAGUAAUUGGACUUCUUUUUUGUUUCUUUUUUCUUUUUUUGACUUGUUGACAAGUGUCUUUGUAAUAUGUUUUUAAUUCCUUUUUUAUUGUAUUAUAGACAGAUGAACAAGUUAAAUUUGGCCUCAAAGAGAGAACUUAAUCCCUCUGGAUAUUUUUGCCACAUUUCUUUGCAAAGGGAGAUGUUUAUCUUUGGGCAGUUUUGUCAUUAGGAGAGAUUAUGGGCUAUUUUUUGGCAUGUUCUUCUCAAACUGCACAGAUGCCUCCCGCUGUGCAAGUCACGUCUUUUACAAAACAAGGACAGCAGAGAAGGAUUUGCGAGGACCUCCCGCUGAGCCCCAGAAAGAAUGGACUCUCACCUGGGGUGAGGACUUGCUCUCCUUACCUCCAGCUCUUUCCAUGUCUUAGUUGGAUGUUCCCGAAAUGGACACAGGCUGUGCCAUUGUGCCAGAAACAUUGUGUUACCUUUUAUGUUGUCGUUGUUGCUGUUAAACUAUGAUAUGUGACCCCUUUUUUUAUUAUUAUUUUUUUGUUUGAAUGCUUUAAAAACCUUUUAAGUCUGUGGAUCUGCUGAUGUACAGUGCCUUUGCUGCUAUGGAUCAAAAUCAAGAGAACCGUGUAGAUAAACUUUAUUGUAUACGUAGAAAAUUACUUAAUUUCAUACUAGAAAUGGAUGGAUGCUGCAAGUUGAAAUGGGCUGUCCAUUGACGUUCCUAAUGUGGUAGCAGAAAAAAAAAAAUGGUGUCUUAAGUGCUUAGUGUUUGAUGUCAUUAACAGUUUCGUAAAACUCUACAGUGUAGAAAGAUUUUGAUACUAAACUGUGCAUUGUACAUAGUUUUAAUGCAUUGUAUUGACCACCAGUACUUCUAUGAUGGUAGAUUGUUUGUGCAUUCAGACUUUUAAGCAUUAAACAUAAAUAACUUCUAG